This is a messenger RNA of Phodopus roborovskii (desert hamster), 1095 nucleotides long. RefSeq names its product histidine-rich glycoprotein-like. The coding region runs from base 1 to 1095 and encodes 364 amino acids. The transcript is spliced from 2 exons. The record is from RefSeq and is a predicted model, not a curated record. Lineage: Eukaryota; Metazoa; Chordata; Mammalia; Rodentia; Cricetidae.
AUGUCGGAACGCCAAAUGCCGUUCUUGAGGGAGCAUGAGGAGCAUGGGGAGCAUGAGGAGCAUGGGGAGCAUGGGGAACAUGAGGAGUAUGGGGAGCAUGAGGAGCAUGGGGAGCAUGGAGAGCAUGGGGAGCAUGGGGAGCAUGGGGAGCAUGGGGAGCAUGAGGAGCAUGGAGAGCAUGGGGAGCAUGAGGAGUAUGGAGAGCAUGGGGAACAUGAGGAGCAUGAGGAGCAUGGGGAGCAUGAGGAGCAUGGGGAGCAUGGGGAGCAUGGGGAACAUGAGGAGUAUGGGGAGCAUGAGGAGCAUGGGGAGCAUGAGGAGCAUGGGGAGCAUGGGGAACAUGAGGAGCAUGAGGAGUAUUGGGAGCAUGGAGAGCAUGGGGAGCAUGAGGAGCAUGGGGAGCAUGGGGAGCAUGGGGAACAUGAGGAGCAUGAGGAGUAUGGGGAGCAUGGAGAGCAUGGGGAGCAUGGGGAGCAUGAGGAGUAUGGGGAGCAUGAGGAGCAUGGGGAGCAUGAGGAGCAUGGGGAGCAUGGGGAGCAUGAGGAGCAUGGGGAGCAUGGGGAGCAUGAGGAGCAUGGGGAACAUGAGGAGCAUGAGGAGCAUGGGGAGCAUGAGGAGCAUGAGGAGCAUGGGGAGCAUGGGGAGCAUGAGGAGCAUGGGGAACAUGGGGAGCAUGAGGAGCAUGGGGAGCAUGAGGAGCAUGGGGAGCAUGGGGAGCAUGAGGAGCAUGGGGAGCAUGAGGAGCAUGGGGAGCAUGGGGAGCAUGGGGAGCAUGGGGAACAUGGGGAACAUGAGGAGCAUGGGGAGCAUGAGGAGCAUGGGGAACAUGGGGAGCAUGGGGAGCAUGAGGAGCAUGGGGAGUACGGGGAGCAUGGGGAACAUGGGGAGCAUGAGAAACAUGGGGAGCACGGGGAACAUGGGGAGCAUGGGGAACAUGGGGAGCAUGAGGAGCAUGGGGAACAUGGGGAUCAUGAGGAGCAUGGGGAGCAUGAGAAGCAUGGGGAGCAUGUCAUCAUGCAGACUGACAUGGUGCUGGAAAAGUUGCUGACAGGCAGCAGGAAUAGAGAAACACUGGGACUGACUUGGGCUUUUUGA